AUGCGAGUCAUUUGCCAGUCUUGGUUUGGUAUUGACUCACCUUGGGUUAUUUCGGAUAAUGAAGAUGCUAUAAUGCCUUUUUACGAAGCCCUCCACAUUGUUGAACGCUCAAUGCUUCCUCAACUGCUGUUACCACUCUGGUUCAUGGAAUAUAACCCCUUACCAAGCCUACGUCGCCUAGGGAAGGCUCAAAGGUGCAUGUUACACCACCUGAGAGCGAUGAUGAGGAGAAGACGAAGCGAGUUGGCUACAGAUGCUAACGGAAAGCAACCCAUUCCAAGAGACGUCCUUGGCGCUUUAGUUGCGGCUCAAGUACAUGAGGAUAUUACCGACCCAACUUUCUCGAAUGCUGGGCUAACUGAAGAGGAAAUCAUUGGUAACAUUUUUAUAUUUGUGGUAGCUGGGCACGAAACAACAUCGAACGCACUCGCGUUCACCUUGGCUUUUCUUGCGAUCUACCCAGAAUGGCAGGAGGAAAUUUACCAAGAAAUCAUUCGUGCCGCUAAUGAAGGUUUGCCUUCCUACCAGGACAUGAACAAACUACCGUUAGUGCUGGCAACGUGUUAUGAGGCUAUACGUUUGAGAGAUAUCGUGAUGAGUCUGCCUAAAGUGGCUGGCGAGGAUGUAGCAAUACCGUAUAAAACAUGGACCUCGGGAGGCGAACCAACUGAAAAGGUCCGCGUUAUCCCGAAAGGCUCCCAUGUGGUUAUCGAUUCUCCAGCAUCCCAAAGAAAUCCAUAUUACUGGAAAGAUGCCAUGGAGUUCAGACCUACUCGCCACAUGACCGGACAAACAAUCAAAUCUGAGAACUUCACAGGCUUUUCUAGAGGGGAGAGAAAGUGUAUCGGGAAGAGAUUUGCCGAAGUUGAAAUGGUCUGUUUUCUGUCCCACUUAGUCAAAACAUUUACAUGGACUGCAGUCCCUUUAAAUGGAGAGACUGAGGAACAGUUAAAGGAGAGGAUAUUAGAUGGCACAGAAGCGCUGAGUUUGAGACCAGGGUCCUUUAGUUUAAGACUUGAGAAGCGGCUCUAG
This is a messenger RNA of Colletotrichum truncatum, 1032 nucleotides long. The record is from RefSeq and is a predicted model, not a curated record. NCBI's taxonomy places the organism in Eukaryota, Fungi, Ascomycota, Sordariomycetes, Glomerellales, Glomerellaceae.